AGUCACCUACUACCCUGAAACAUCCCCCAACCCAACCAAUCCUUUCUGCUUCACUUUCCCAAGAAGCUCUUUCUAGGGUUUCCUCUCAUCUCAUGCACACAGUAUACACUUAUUACAGUUAUAUCAAUCCUGAAAUUUGAGCCCUGAUUAGAUUAGAUUGAAUAUGGUUCUUCAGCUCUGAUUCUGAACCCAUUCUCUGAUGACUGUUGUUGAUCUUGGAAAUUUCUUGCCCCAACUGGAGUUUUCUUCAGCCUGUGUAGGUUAUUGUAUGUUAUACUGUCUCUAUGAUCAGCACAUCACUGUACAAUUGAGAGUCUAAAGAUUCCUUUUCCAGUCUCCAUGUUGCCAGAGGGUUAGAGCAGUUAUGGCUUGCAUGAAGACUGCCAUUCGUCUUAAGGGUUAUUUGUGCCGUCAUCUCCUACUGCUUGUUAUCUGGUUGUCUAGCUAUCUGAAUGUAGUGACUCUGCAGAUGCUACCUGAACCUAGCAGUUACACUUCUCUUUCUGCACUAGCCAGCCCACCCAAAAGUGGAAUGUUUGAACCAAUUGAGAUAUCACCUGCUGUGAUCCCACAUUAUCCCUUUCCAGGUGAACCUUUGCCACCAAUGUACCCUACUUUCCCUACCACAUAUAAUCCAAUCUUGACUGGAAGAUGCCCUGUAGAUUUCUCUGUGAUUUCAAGUAUAACAGAAAAAACAGCAUCCGAUUGUACUACACCCCUGUCAACAAUAGUAAGAAACGUUAUAUGCUGUCCACAAUUCAAUAGCUUCCUUCACAUAUUCCAGGGGUUCUACAGCACCAAUUCUAGUUCUUUAGUUUUACAAGAUGCGGUUGCUGAUGAUUGUUUUAAAGAUAUCAUCAGUAUAUUAGCCAGCAGAGGGGCAAAUGGAUCUGUAUCUAGCAUGUGCUCUGCAAAGUCAUUGAAUCUCACCGGUGGAUCUUGCCCUGUGAAAGAUGUAACUACUUUUGAGAAGAUGGUAAAUACUAGCAAAUUGUUGGAGUCCUGCAGCACAAUUGAUUCUCUUAAGGAGUGCUGCAGGCCAAUUUGCCAGCGUGCAAUUUCAGAGGCUUCACUUCAAAUUUCUGGGAUAAAAUCAAAUGUCACCGAUAAUAAGAGUUUACUAGGAGCACCUAGUCAGAUUGAUAGUCUUAAUGAUUGUAAAGGAGUGGUGUAUUCGUGGCUAGCCAGGAAACUGCCAUUUGAUGCUGCAAAUAAAGUAUUUCGGUUACUAUCUUCCUGCAAAGUUAACAAAGUUUGUCCUUUGGAUUUCAAGCAGCCAUCAGAAGUGAUCAAAGCAUGCCAAAACUUAGCUGCUCCCAGUCCUUCGUGUUGCAGCUCACUAAAUUCAUAUAUUGCUGAGAUACAAAAGCAAAUGUUGAUUACUAAUCGACAAGCAAUAAUAUGUGCAACUGUAUUUGGAUCGAUGUUACAGAGGGCUGGGGUGAUGACAAAUGUGUAUCAGCUCUGUGAUGUGGACUUAAAAGAUUUUAGCCUUCAAGCAUACGGACAAGAGGCAGGGUGCUUGCUUCGGAGCUUGCCUGCAGAUUUAGUGUAUGACAACUCAACAGGCUUCAGCUUUACCUGUGAUUUGAAUGAUAAUAUUGCAGCUCCAUGGCCUUCAUCAUCCUCUGAUACAUCAUUAUCUCUUUGUGCACCUGAGAUGUCCUUACCAGCAUUACCAACAUCAGAGACUAUGGGUAAUUCUGGGUGUUGCAUACAUGCGUUGGAUAUCUCUGUGUCGAUUCUUUUGUUUUUUGUUUCCACGUUGUUGUACUGAAGAGAAUUAGUAGCAUAUUGAGCCGGUUUGAAGUAGGGAGAGCAUUAGAUGGACAUUGAGCAGAUCUCAUGUAUAUGUUUUUAACAUACACCUUCUUGUAUAGCUGCUGUUUUUGGUAAUCCACUCCUAGUUUUCUAUGAAAGAUUUUCUAAUGA
Molecule: messenger RNA, 1932 nt
Organism: Ipomoea triloba (trilobed morning glory)
Lineage: Eukaryota; Viridiplantae; Streptophyta; Magnoliopsida; Solanales; Convolvulaceae
Exons: 8
Coding region: 365-1777 (470 amino acids)
Cellular component (GO): plasma membrane
Source: RefSeq, a predicted model, not a curated record